Molecule: messenger RNA, 1104 nt
Organism: Neofelis nebulosa (Clouded leopard)
Lineage: Eukaryota; Metazoa; Chordata; Mammalia; Carnivora; Felidae
Product: splicing factor, proline- and glutamine-rich-like
Exons: 3
Coding region: 1-831 (276 amino acids)
Source: RefSeq, a predicted model, not a curated record
AUGCCCUACGCACUCUGCUGUCACCACUGGCUGAAUUCCGAACCCAGCCGCCUGGAUAUACACGGUCGACGCAGCUCCAGCUCGCCGAGACUGGAAGUGAAACACACUGGCGGAUUCCGAGUCGCCGGCGGGGAGAGCGAGAGCCCGGGUCCGGGGUGGACUCGGGCGUCCGCGGCUCGGAGGCCUGCCCCGAGUCCCCCGAACCCGCCCCCCCGGCCCCCUCCUAAGGGCCGACAGGUACGCACUCGCUUCCGGCGGGCCCCAGGGCUCCGGGAACCGGUGGAAGUGGGGGUCGGGCAGCCGGUCCACUGGGCCCUUCGGGACCCCCAGCCACGUGGGACGGGCUCUACACCGGGAGUGCAACGACACAGCCCAGCCCGAGGCGGGCCUCGCCCCUACUUACCGCUGCGGACCCGGCCCCGCGUGGCGCGCAUUGUUUGCCCCGCCCCGAGCGCGGCUGCCGCAACCACCCGCCUUAAAGGGCCCGGACCCGAGAGACCGCCGGGCGCCUGCAGCGCGGCAGGCGGCGGGGGUGGGCGGCGCGCGCCAGAAUACACGCGUUUCCGGUCCCACCUCCCCCAGAUUGGUGUUUCCCGAGCGCUGGGGUGCGCGGCGUCGCAGGUGUGCUGGCCGCGCCGUGGAGGAGGACGCUGGGGGAGAGGGCAUCAGGCCUCCCUCCGGUGGGUCCCCAAAGUAUUCAGACCACCAAAUCGGUUUCCCGGCCGCCGAGGGCAGCGUGGGCGAAGGCAGCAAGGUGUGGAGCCGCGGGUGCACUCUUGGAGCUCUGAACCACCAUUUAAGUCCAGCUACCUGGAGGCCGCCAUGCUGUGAGGAAGCUGAAGCUAACCACCUGGAGAGAUCCUGUGGAGAAACAUGCCCAAACAGCACCCAGCUCUCCUAGCCAUCCUGGCCCAAGUGACUAACCUGUGAGUGAAGAAUCCUUCCCAUGACUCUACUCUCAGAAGCCAUCUGACUAUAACUGCAUGAGUGACCCCAAGAAGAGCUUCCCAGAUGAGUCCAUCAAACCCCAAACCAUGAGAGAUAACAAUAAAUUGUUGUUUUAAUCCACUAAGUUUUGAGGUGAUUUGUUACACAGCAAGAUAA